AUGGCCGUCCAAAUCGCGCCUCUCGCCAUCAUUGAACCCAAAGCCUUACCACUAGGUACACCAGAAUAUGAGAUGAAACGUGCUGCCCUACUCGAAGCCUUUGCGAACAAGGUACCACAGGAACUACGCCUACCCGAUACGUUCUUCUCGAAUCCACCGAAGGAUGUCUCGGGAGUGCCGGCCACAUGCGGGAUACUCACACCCGCUGAGAUCGACAUCACUGAGAAGUACGAUGCAGUAGGACUGGCUGAGGCCAUCGCCUCCCGCAAGUUGACUGCAGUCGAAGUAGCGACUGCGUUUUCCAAACGCGCCAUCAUCGCACAUCAACUUACAUGUUGCCUGACGCAAUGGUUUAUGGAAGAGGCCAUCAAAAGGGCGCGAGAGCUAGAUGAUUAUCAGCAAAAGAACGGAAAGACGAUCGGACCAUUACAUGGAGUGCCUAUCAGUAUCAAAGAACAUGUGCCAGUUGCAGGCACGUAUUCUUCGCAAGGAUCAUUCAAGAGUAUGCGAUUCACCGAGAAGGACUGCCAUAUGGUAACAUUACUAAGAAGUAUGGGUGCGGUGUUCUAUUGCAAAACGAACCAGCCACAAGCGAUUAUGCAUUUAGAAUCAAUAUCGCAUUAUGGACGUACUUUGAAUCCUUUCAACACUGACCUCAGUGCUGGCGGAUCAUCUGGCGGCGAAUCUGCUUUGGUUGCAAUGAAAGGAUCAGUGCUUGGUGUAGGCACAGAUAUUGGAGGUAGCAUAAGAGGCCCCGCAACAUUCUGCGGUAUAUAUGGCUACAAGACUACUUCCUGCAGGUUACCGACAUCGGAAUUCGUCAAUUAUCCAUCUUCAUCUGAGCUCCAAAUCUUGGCUAGCUCAGGCCCAUUGGCUCGGAGUAUACGGGAUAUGCAUCUAUUCAUGACUUCAAUCUUGAGCCAGAAGCCAUACCUGCAGGAUCCCAAGGUUCUUCCGAUACCAUGGACAGGCAUCAAUACCGAGACCAAGAGACCGCUGAAGAUCGGCAUCAUCGAAAACGAUGGCUUCAUCGAACCACAGCCGCCCGUCAAGCGCGCCAUAACAUGGGCCCGCGAGCGCCUUGCCUUUCUAGAAAAGUCCUCUGCCAUUGAAGUCAAGCCAUUCACACCUUACAACGCACCCGAAGCCUGGAAGAACAUCAGGCGCAUGUACUGGCCCAGCGGCGGCAAGCCAGCAAAAGACUCCAUCGAAUCAACCGGCGAGCCCGUCCUGCCUCUCACCUCCUGGAUCUGGGCCGAUGCCGCACCCCACGGCAUGCUCGACGCCGAACAAGUCAACCAUCAACGCUCCAUCCGCGACAGCUACCGCCUCGCGUUCGCCGAUAAUUGGAACGAGCAGGACGUGGAUAUCGUCAUUGGGCCGGGAUUUGUAGGGCCGGCUUCUGCACACGACACGGCGUUUUACUGGACUUAUACCAGUUUGUGGAAUUUAGUAGACUAUCCCGGUGCAGUGGUGCCGACGCCGAUUCGCGCGGGGAAAAAGGGAGAGGAGCAAUAUGCGAGUGAUUAUGAGCCGCUUACUGAGGAGUGUAAGCGCGUCAAGAAGUUGUGGGAUGUGGGUGAUUUUGAGGGUGCGCCUAUUGCUUUGCAGAUUUGUGCGAGGAGGCAUCAUGAUAAUGAGUUGUUUGGGGCACUGGAGUUGCUGAAGGAUGCGCUUGAGCUGUCGUAG
Messenger RNA from Pyrenophora tritici-repentis Pt-1C-BFP, 1689 nucleotides. Its product is annotated as Amidase multi-domain protein. The record is from RefSeq and is a predicted model, not a curated record. NCBI's taxonomy places the organism in Eukaryota, Fungi, Ascomycota, Dothideomycetes, Pleosporales, Pleosporaceae.